UUGUAAAACAAAAUCAGAAUAGAAACUGAGUUCAUUAAAGAAACACAAAGUUUAGUUUUCUGAAAACUUUAAUCAAACACAAUAAAAUGAAAUUCGCUAUUGUUACCUUCUUCACUUUGGCCUUGGCUUUGGGCGUUCAAUCUUCUAUCAUUCCCUGGGGUGGUGUAGUAACACAAAUUGCUGGUCAUCCUCUAGCACACACAUCCGUUAUAUCCCCACUUGGUUUACCUUUGGGUGCUGUUGCUCUUGGUCAUCAUGGACCAGCUGCUGUUGCUGUACACUCACCCGCUUCAGUCGCUGUACAUGCCCCAGUAGCUGUACCUCAUGCUAUUUCUGCUGCAGUACAUGUUCCCGCUGCUGUUCCUCAUGCUGUACAUGUUCCCGCUGUUGUUCAUGGUGCCGGUAGUUAUGUUGCCAAAACUCGUGGUGCCAUUCACACUGCUACCUUGGCCGGUCAUCUUAACUCAGUUGCCAAUGUUAAUGUUGCUCCAGCUCCUGGUACCAUCUAAACAAAGAAUUUCUUUAUCAUAACCAUCACCAUUAAAAUAUUUAAAAUUAGUUCGAUUUUCGUUUAAUGCAGGGUACAUUUUAAUUUAUAUCACAAACUUUCUUUUCUUCAUUAUUUCUUUCUUAAUUUAUUCUUUUCUAUUUCU
This is a messenger RNA of Lucilia cuprina (Australian sheep blowfly), 653 nucleotides long. Its product is annotated as adult cuticle protein 1-like. The record is from RefSeq and is a predicted model, not a curated record. NCBI's taxonomy places the organism in Eukaryota, Metazoa, Arthropoda, Insecta, Diptera, Calliphoridae. The coding region runs from base 87 to 509 and encodes 140 amino acids. The transcript has 2 exons.